Molecule: messenger RNA, 978 nt
Organism: Serinus canaria (Common canary)
Lineage: Eukaryota; Metazoa; Chordata; Aves; Passeriformes; Fringillidae
Product: collagen alpha-1(X) chain-like
Exons: 3
Coding region: 1-978 (325 amino acids)
Source: RefSeq, a predicted model, not a curated record
AUGGACCCUGCUGGGACAGGGACCCCGAGCGUCUCUGCAGGACGUGGCCCCGAGGCGGCCGGUGGCACCGCUGCUGUGCCAGCUGUCCCCAGGAGCCACGAGAGCCGCUGCGCCCCGAGCCCUCGGCAGCGUCUGGCGGCGGUGGGGCCGCGUCCCCCCCGCGUCCCCUCGCGCGGGGACCCCGCUGUCCCCGCCCCGCCGUCCCCCGGCCCCGCGCCGGCUGUGCCGGAGCCCGGGGGAGCCGCCGCCGCUCGGCCCCGCAAGCUGCGCCCGGCUCGGGCUGAGGGCGGGGGGCUCUCCGGGGGCCCCCGCAGCUGCAGCCGGGCCGGGGGGGCCCUGCGGGGCCGGGAACGGGCGGGGGGCGAGGGGGAGACCUCUUGGCUGCUCCGAGCGCUCGGCGUCCCCGCGGGCGGCGACACCGGGGUGCCCCGGGGGCACGGGGGGCUCCCGGCCACGAGCGGCAGCGCGGGGGCAACGGACGCGACCCCUCCGUGGGUGCCCAGCGGUGAGGGCCGGCUGCGGGCAGCGGUGCCGGCACCCCCGGGACCCCCUGGGCAUCCCUGGCACCCCCGGGCAUCUCCGGACCCCUCGGCAUCCCCGGCACCCAGGCAUCCCCUGCCCCCCUCGGCAUCCCCGGACCCCCAGGGCAUCCCCGCACCUCCAUGGCAUCCCGGACCCCCUGGGCAUCCCCGCACCCCCUCGGCAUCCUGGACCCCUGGCAUCCCGGGACCCCCUGGGCAUCCCUGGCACCCCCGGCAUCUCCGGGACCCCUCGGCAUCCCCGGCACCCCCAGGGCAUCUCCGGGACCCCUUGGGCAUCCCCGGGACCCCCAGGGCAUCCCCGGCACCUCCAGGGCAUCCCCGGGACCCCCAGGGCAUCCCCGGCACCCCCUCGGCAUCCCCGGGACCCCUUGGGCAUCCCCAGGACCCCUUUGGCAUCCCUGGCACCCCCUGGGCAUCCCCGGAUUCACCGUGGUGA